Molecule: messenger RNA, 1382 nt
Organism: Diorhabda carinulata
Lineage: Eukaryota; Metazoa; Arthropoda; Insecta; Coleoptera; Chrysomelidae
Exons: 3
Coding region: 88-1071 (327 amino acids)
Source: RefSeq, a predicted model, not a curated record
AAGACUGUCAUUGCCCCUUGAAUUGCGUCACACCUCGUGAAACAGCUGUGCUGGUUUAUGACAUUCAAUCGUGUUUUUUAAUAAAUAAUGAAUUCCUCGUAUUAUAAAUACUGUAUAGUGCCCCAAUGUAAAAGUACAACGAUAAAAACGCCAGACAAAUUAUUCAUAUACGUUCCAAACAAUAAAAAAAUUCGAAGAAUGUGGUUAAAAAUGGCAAGGAGGAAAGAUGCUCUUACCUUAUCAACUAAUUCCACAAUUUAUUUCUGUGAAGAUCAUUUUGAUUUGCCAAACGAUAUGAUUAAUUAUACAGAGUAUCAUAUUAUGGGUAAAGUCUCUAAAGUGCGCAUGAAACCAGGUUGUAUACCAAGGAAGUUCGAAUGCCAAGAAGAUAGAAGGAAACGGACGUGCAGGUAUAAGGAACGACCAUAUAUGUUGAAAAAACAAAGAAUGUCAAUAAUCGCAGAGUGUAUGAAUGAACCAGAACAAAGUAGUACCUUAAGUUCAUCUGCCCGGGAUACUUCUAAAACAAGUUCAGAUUUUAAAUUAGUUGGAGAGAAUGUACCCGAAACACAUGAAACUUUAUGUGAACUAACAGCGAAUAAAUCUGUUCAAUCAUUAAUAACACACAAAUUCAGAAGUAAACCUAUCCAGACUACAAUUAAAUCAACAGAAAAUGCACUAUCACAGUUGAAACCACCAAAAAUAUCUACCUCCACAUCCCCGUUCAAAUCGGAAACUAUUAUAAAUUCAAGUCCUUCUAUGUCCGGUCUCAGCAAAACUACAAGAAAUAUGUCUAAUGAAGCAGAACAGUCAGAUAGUGACAUUUCUUUAUAUGUACUAUCUACAUCUACCACCAGCUGCUCGCCUGUUCAUUCUAUGAAAGUAGAAUCCUCUUAUGACUGUAGUGAAUUUAUUGAAGAAGAUGAAAAGGUAGAAACAAAAGAGGCCAUAUGGAAUGUGAUUGAAAAAAUUGAGAAAAGGCCUCGACUGUACAUUGAUGUUCCAAGCAAGUGUUACUAUUUGAUUGAUAUAAUAAAAGAUGAAGUAAAUAUUCCUGAACAUCAUUUCUAAUAGUUGACAAUAUAAGAAUAAUGAUUAUGACUCGGUUAUUUUCAAAUAUUAUUACUGUCUUCAAUUUAUGUUAGCUGAUUUAAAAUAUUUUAUUAUAUUAGUCUUUAAAGUCAUACCAAAUAUUUAUUUUAAUCUUUUUUUAUGGCUAGUGAGCUUUAAAUUUACUUUAUAAGGUUAAAUUACUUUAUACGACAAUGUUAAUUAAAGUGAAAAUUUUGUCUAAAACAAUGUUAUAUUGAUUCUUAUAAGAAACGUUAUAAUCAUUAGAGCAUAAAGGCAGAUUGAAUAAAAUUUCAUACUAUUUACCUCCA